CAGAGAUGCGUCUAUUAGCAGUACAUCGAUGCGUGUGACGAUAACAGCUCGUAUGCACGAACGUCGACGUUUACUUCUGACCCAGCAACAAAGUAGUUUGAAACGUGCAACAACUUUCUACUUGGAUUGCUUUUGGCAAACGCCGACAUACCCAUUUUAGUUGUGGACCAUUUUUUUGGCCAGAGUCCAAGGCCAUUCUGUGUCCUGCGUUUACUGUAGUCAGACCUUUGUGUUUGUCUGGACUUGGCACUGCGCGUUCUACAGGGGAGCCAUGCUACCCCUAGGAUACGGAGUAAUUUUGACUGUGUUGGCAACUGGAGUUGACAGUGCAGCUUUACGGUCUGACGAGGUAUAUAGGGCGCCAUACAUAGGUCCAUCGAUGUUGAGGCCUUACGUGUCCAGUCCAAAAGUACACCAGAAACCGGUCAUGCCAAAGCACAAGGAUACGCAGUUCGUCAUGGAAGGAUUCGCUGAACUCGGCUCAAAGGCCGAAGCAAACAAUGCUCUAAUUAAGAAGCUCUUAAUCGAGGUUCAAUCCCUUAUCAAACAGAAAGCUGCCGCAGACAGUAUACAGUCCUACUUAACUUCUGAAGCCCCAUCAACAACUAACGCAAGUGACACAUCGACGACUGAUAAUGCGACUGUAAAAGUCGCUGUGAGCGAUGGUAGGAAGAGCACGUCUACUUUUGUUAGAAACUAUAAUGCUACAACUCAAGUGAUAGCCGAUGUUGCUCGUGAGGAUUGCGUUGAGAUGACAACAAUGGAAAAGACCGAGGACGACGCUGAGGCUUCCGCCAAGCCUGUUUUUGAGGACAACGAUGAUGUUAUGACAACCCCGAACUUCGUCAAUGAUGUCCAGAGCCCGACCGAGGUUCCUCGUGAGGACAGUAAUAAGGCUAUGACUACUGAAAAGCCUGAAGAUAUCGCCAAAGGCACGGCCGAGCUUGCUCGUGAAAACAGCGCUAAAGUGAAGACCAUUGGAAAAGCCAAAGAUGACAUUAAAAAUACUACUGAGGUUUCUCUUGAGAACAGCGCUGAAGUUACGACAACGGACCAGCUUGAGGAUGACAUCAAAAGUACGCUUGGUGUUGCUCGCGAAGACAGCACUGAAAAGAUCAUCACUGAAGAGAUCACCGAGGUGCUUGCUGAUGAAACAGAGUUCGACCCGACCCAGAGUGAAAACCAGACACGUUUCAGUGACGAGAGAGUGACAACCAUUGCAUGGAGUACUAUAGAGCUUCAUUCCAACACAGUGACCACAGAAGGCACUCACGAAGAUCAAACUGAAGAGGGCACUAGAAUAUCAAAAUCGACUGGUGUCGCUGUCGACGCUGGUUCUGUUAUGACGAAAUCUGGAGAAAUGCUUCACGAAGAUAAUAAUGCUAAAACUUCCACCGAUGUUCCACAAAUGUCGAAUGCCGUUAAUGGAAUUAACGCCACGGAAUCUAAAAAAAAAUAAAGGAAAAAAUUCACCUGAAGAUGCUCGUGAGGACGUCAAAGUGAACGAUGGCGACGCCGUGACUGCUGAUAACCCAGACAUCUGUCAAAGCUCACGAACGAACAGAGAGAGUACGAUGGCAACUACACAUUACGAGAUCGCCUACAAUUGAAGUUGUGUAUAGAGAAACUGUUAUGGACCUUUUGCCGGCUACAAACGUUGAGAUCGACGAUCCAGCUGAAGCUUCCACAAAAGAGGUCGAAUAGUAGCCAAUUUAUAGAAACAACAUUCCACUAUGUAAACUAUAUUUCGACGAUUUGUAAAUUUAUAGACCAGAUAAUGGAAAUUAUAUUCCAAUGAACGUCGUGAACAAUGACGCAUCUGAACACACACUUAUUACCACCAUAUGGGUUUUUUUGUAGAGUGCGUAUAAAUAAGGACACUGAAAUGGAAGUUGACAAACUUUCAUCGUAGCCAGAUCUGCUUAAUAUCAGCCUUGAAAUAGGCUAGUGCUUCCUGACAUAUUAAUUAGCUAGAUUAACUGUGCCUUAUAGCUGAAACUUUUAUAAAAACAAUGAAAGUGUAUCUUUGAGUAUAUCUCACAGCAUGCCUUGUUUCAUAACACACAUAUAUGCAGGUAGCUUUCCGGAAUAUAUACAGGGAAACUAUUUUAAUAUAACUUGUCUGAAUAAACA
Varroa destructor (honeybee mite) is the source of this 2133-nucleotide messenger RNA. RefSeq lists its product as uncharacterized. The record is from RefSeq and is a predicted model, not a curated record. NCBI's taxonomy places the organism in Eukaryota, Metazoa, Arthropoda, Arachnida, Mesostigmata, Varroidae.